AUGGCUUCCCUCAACAAGCUUUCUUUGGACCAGGUUAUUUUUAUUUUCUUUUAUUUGAUGCUGUGAUUUUUUUUAAAAUGAUUAAACUGAUUAUUUUUUCUUGCUGGAAUCUUUGUUUCAUUUUUUUUUCCAGUUGGCUGUCAAUGGAAAACGAGUUCUCAUGCGUGUGGAUUUCAAUGUCCCCAUGAAAAAUGGGAUUAUCGAGAGUAAUCAAAGAAUUACGGCCGCCUUGCCGAGUAUUCAGGUGUUGACAUAAAACUCAAUUUCACGAGUUUGUGACAUUGUUUAGCAUGCUCUGAAUAACGGAGCGAAAUCCGUGGUUUUGAUGUCUCAUUUGGGCCGUCCGGACGGUCGAAAACAGGAAAAAUACACUUUGAAGCCGGUUGCGGCCGAAUUGGAGAGGUUGCUCGAAAGGUUGGUUGGAGAAAAAUUGAAAAUGAAGGAAAACUUUUUUUUUUGGACUUUUAUGAAAACCGGUUCUGUGAACAAAAUUUGUAUUAUAAAAUUUUUUUUCUCCUGCUGUUUCUGGGGCCUUUUUUUCGUAUAUUAUCGAUUGCAAAAACAUUUUUUUACGUAUUUUUUUAAAAAUUUUUUUGUUGUUUUAUAACGGCGAAAAAGUGAUUUUUAAAUCUUGUUAUGAUACAAAAAGGCACGUUUUUCAAAGUUAAAAUUUGCCUAUUUUUUUAUAUUUAUGGAAAAAAACUUUUAUAUUUAUUUAGGAACAAAAAUUAGCUUGUUCUUAAAACAUUUUUUUGUUUUAAAAAAAUAUAUUCAAAUAAAACUUCAAUAAUGUAACCCUAGUUUGAUUUCAAUAGAGAUAGAAAUAGACAAAAUUUUAUUUUUUUGGUUUUCAAAAAAACUUAUUUUUAUCUAUAUUUGUAUAUUUGAAAUUAUUUUGAAAUAAUGAUUCAAGUAUUCAAUUUUAGGGCAGGUUUUUUUAGUGAGUUUUUUUAAGUUUAUAAUGACAAGAAGUUAUUGAAAAAUACCCUAAGCAUUCAUUUAAUAAGCUUUAAAUUUAGUAACUUCUCGCAAAAUUUUUGAGCCGAACUAUAUAUUUUUUUUUGUAUAUUGCAUAGUAUUCAAAGGUUUAAUCAUUUUCUAUGAAUAUUUUUUUCAGAAAAGUGACAUUCUUAACGGAUUGUGUGGGUCCAGAAGUCGAACAAGUCUGUUCAGCCCCAGAUGAUGGAACUGUAAUUCUUUUGGAGAAUCUGCGAUUUCACGUCGAGGAAGAAGGAAAAGGCGAGAAUGAGAAACGAGAAAAGGUGAUUUUUGGGUGGGAAAAUGAAAAUUUUCCAGGUUUGGUGCGAAAUUUUGUUGCAAUCGGUGUAUAAUUACAAAUUAACUAGUUUUUUCAGUCUUCAAAGAAUUUUUUUUUUCAUAUAUAUUCAUUUUUCAGGUGAAAAUUACGAUAAAAUGUUCCAAUCUAAUAUUUGACCGCUCUAUGUUCUUUUUUUCGUUAAGAUAAAUGCCACCAAAGAAGAGACUGAGAAAUUCCGCGAAUCGUUGACCAAACUGGGCGACGUUUUCGUCAACGACGCCUUUGGAACCGCCCAUCGAGCCCAUAGGUUCUCUUUUUUUCAAAAAAAAUUAUUUUCAACAUGUUCACUGUUUCAUUUGGACAACAAACUUGGUGAACAUCUUGAAAAGUGGUUCCACGGAUUUUUUUACAGAAAUCAGAGUCACCCAAAAUUUUCUGCAGAAAUCGAUUUUUUUGAAAGGAUCUUUUUACUUGAAAAAAACGACGAAAAAAAUGCGUGUUGUUUUUUUAGAACUAAUUUUUGAAUUUAGAAAUAAAAAAAUACGUAUGAAAAAAACUUGAUUAUAUAUAUUUUUUUCAAAAUUUUCGAUUCGAAACCAUUUUUGUUCGAAUAAAAAAAGUUAGUAUAGUUCUAUUUCCCAAUUUAAAAAUGAUGAUAAAGGAUCUGAUAGGUUGAAUUCUGAAUUCAAAAAAAAAAAAAAAUGAUGACUAAAAAUUAGAUCGGUUUUAAUUUUUUUACGAUGUUUUUUUAAAGAUUUUUUUCAUUGAUUUUUAGUUUUUUUCCAGUUUUGUACUUACAUUUCAGGUUGGUAGCGAAAAGCAUGAUUUAAAAAAAGCUUGGAGUUUCGAUAUCUGCUCAAAAAAAUUCACAGAAAAAUUCUAGUUUUUUUCUAGAUUUUUCCCAACUUAUUCGAAGCGAUGUUGAAUAUGAAACUUGACAAUUUCAUAUCAGAAAAAAUAAAUUUAUUCAAAAUUUUGUUAGUAAACGACAAAAUCAUCAAAGUUUAUCAUUUUGAAAUUUUUUUCCAUCCCGUAAUUCUCCGCAUUUCGAAUCAGAACCCGUUUUUUUCGAAGCAGAACCAGAAAAAAAUAUAAUAGAAUAUUUGCCCUUUUGAAAAAAAGCCAAUAAAUUUUUUCUCUGAAACCAAGGAGGGAAUUUCAUAAUUUAAAAAUUUUUUUGUAAUGGAAAUGAUUCAGCUCAAUGGUUGGAAUCAAUCACGAACAGCGGGCGUGCGGAUUUCUCAUGAAAAAAAUGAACUCGCCUAUUUUGGAAGGGUAACGUUUUGUUUUAAUUUUUCGUGGAAAUAUUUGAUUUUGAGAAAAAUUUUAGUAUUUUUCUGAAGGUUUUAAUUUGUUAGUGGCCACUUUUGUAGUCGGAUUAGUGGCCACUCAAGUGGUUGAAGUUUAGUGGCAUUUUUAGAAGUCUAAGUGGUACUAUUAGACACCUAAAAACUACUGUAGUGGUCACUAAGGCAAAAUAUAGCUUUGGAAAAUAUGGAGAUGGUUUUAGUGGCCACUCCGGGUUGCCCUUGAGGGACCUCUUAAGUUGCUACUAGGGGUUUCUCAGUUAUUCUUCCUGCAUUUCUAAGAAAAUUUUUAAUGACCACUAAUGAGGCUCGCCAAGGAAUACUUGCAGAGGACACUAUAGUGGCCACUAUUUUCCGUUUUAGCGGCCACUUCAAUAGUUUUUCAUCCAGUACUCCUUCCAGUAACUCUGAUAAUUUUGAAACAACCAGAUUGGACCAGGUAUGUUGAUCCAUUGACCCCUAAAGUGGCCACUCAAAUUUUUUUUUGGUCUAGUAGUAGCACAGACCUCUAUAGUGGCCACUAAUUUUUAAUCCCUCAAGUGGCAAUUAAUUCGACUAUUAUAGUGGCCCCUAAAACUUCAAAACCCUAUAGCGGCCACUAAAAAUUUUUCCAAUUGGUCACGAAAACCCAUCACUUUAAAGUCAUGUUAAUAGCCUUUUUUGGAAAUCAUUAUAUUUUGUGAAGUUGAUUUGAUAAACUUUUCUCAUUUUUCAAUAAACUUUGAAUUUUUCAGGCUCUCCACCAACCGACGAGACCAUUUCUAG
Molecule: messenger RNA, 3330 nt
Organism: Caenorhabditis auriculariae
Lineage: Eukaryota; Metazoa; Nematoda; Chromadorea; Rhabditida; Rhabditidae
Source: the annotation of a GenBank genome assembly